CAAAUCUGAACCCUUCCCGGGCCUGCCCGGAGACCAGAGUCUCAGCAAGUUCAGGAGCUGCGGGGACGCGCGGCGCCCCCUGGCGGCUGGGUAAAACCUCGCAGAAAGUAGGAGCUAGUUUAUUCUGCCAACUGCGCGGGGAGGGGGUGCGUCUGCAGUGUCUCGGGGUUGAAGAGGGGGAGGCCUCAGACUUCUCGCUGGCCUGGGAUUCCUCCGUGACAGCAGCAGGAGGCCUAGAAGGAGAGCCGGAGUGCGAUCGGAAAACCAGCCGUGCGCUGGAAGACAGGAACAGCGUGACAAGUCAAGAGGAGAGAAAUGAGGAUGAUGAAGACAUGGAGGAUGAAUCAAUUUACACCUGCGAUCACUGUCAGCAGGACUUCGAGUCUCUGGCAGACCUGACGGACCACCGGGCCCACCGCUGUCCUGGAGAUGGUGAUGACGACCCACAACUCUCCUGGGUGGCCUCGUCUCCCUCCAGCAAGGAUGUUGCGUCACCCACGCAGAUGAUCGGAGAUGGUUGUGACCUCGGCCUCGGCGAGGAGGAAGGGGGCACGGGCCUGCCGUACCCUUGCCAAUUCUGUGACAAGUCCUUCAUCCGCCUGAGCUACUUGAAGAGGCACGAGCAGAUCCACAGCGACAAGCUGCCGUUCAAGUGUACCUACUGCAGCCGCCUCUUCAAGCACAAGAGGAGCCGCGACCGGCACAUCAAGCUGCAUACGGGCGACAAGAAGUACCACUGCCACGAGUGCGAGGCGGCCUUCUCCCGCAGCGACCACCUCAAGAUCCACCUGAAGACCCACAGCUCCAGCAAACCCUUCAAGUGCACUGUGUGCAAGCGUGGCUUCUCCUCCACCAGCUCGCUGCAGAGCCACAUGCAGGCCCACAAAAAGAACAAGGAGCAUCUGGCCAAGUCAGAGAAGGAAGCCAAGAAGGACGACUUCAUGUGCGACUACUGCGAGGACACCUUCAGCCAGACGGAGGAGCUGGAGAAGCACGUGCUCACCCGCCACCCACAGCUGUCCGAGAAGGCAGACCUGCAGUGUAUCCACUGCCCCGAGGUCUUCGUCGACGAGAACACGCUGCUCACCCAUAUCCACCAAGCCCACGCCAACCAGAAACACAAGUGCCCCAUGUGCCCUGAGCAGUUCUCCUCCGUAGAAGGUGUCUACUGCCACCUGGACAGCCACCGGCAGCCCGACUCCAGCAACCACAGCGUCAGUCCUGACCCCGUACUGGGCAGCGUGGCCUCCAUGAGUAGCGCCACGCCUGACUCCAGCGCUUCUGUGGAGCGCGGCUCCACCCCGGACUCCACCUUGAAGCCGCUGCGGGGGCAGAAGAAGAUGCGGGAUGACGGGCAGGGCUGGACCAAGGUGGUCUAUAGCUGCCCCUAUUGUUCCAAGCGGGACUUUAACAGCCUGGCCGUGCUGGAGAUCCACCUGAAGACCAUCCAUGCGGACAAGCCCCAGCAGAGCCACACGUGUCAGAUCUGCCUGGACUCCAUGCCCACCCUCUACAACCUCAAUGAGCACGUUCGCAAGCUGCACAAGAACCACGCCUACCCCAUGAUGCAGUUUGGCAACAUCUCCGCCUUCCACUGCAACUACUGCCCCGAGAUGUUCGCCGACAUCAAUAGCCUGCAGGAGCACAUCCGUGUCUCCCACUGCGGCCCCAACACCAACCCCUCUGAUGGCAAUAACGCCUUCUUCUGCAACCAGUGCUCCAUGGGUUUCCUCACUGAGUCCUCCCUCACCGAGCACAUCCAGCAGGCCCACUGCAGUGUGGGCAGUGCCAAACUAGAGUCUCCGGUGGUGCAGCCCACGCAGUCCUUCAUGGAGGUCUAUUCCUGCCCCUACUGCACCAACUCCCCCAUCUUUGGCUCCAUCCUGAAGCUCACCAAGCACAUCAAGGAGAACCACAAGAACAUUCCACUGGCCCACAGCAAGAAGUCCAAGGCUGAGCAGAGCCCAGUCUCAUCCGACGUGGAAGUGUCUUCCCCGAAGCGGCAGCGGCUCUCAGCAAGCGCCAACUCCAUCUCCAAUGGCGAGUAUCCUUGCAAUCAGUGCGACCUCAAGUUCUCCAACUUUGAGAGCUUCCAGACCCACCUGAAGCUGCACCUGGAGCUGCUGCUGCGGAAGCAGGCGUGCCCCCAGUGCAAAGAGGACUUUGACUCCCAGGAGUCCCUCCUGCAGCACCUGACGGUGCAUUAUAUGACCACGUCGACCCACUAUGUGUGCGAGAGCUGCGACAAGCAAUUUUCCUCCGUGGAUGACCUGCAGAAGCACUUGCUGGACAUGCACACCUUCGUGCUGUAUCACUGUACCCUGUGUCAGGAGGUCUUCGACUCCAAGGUGUCUAUCCAGGUGCACUUGGCAGUGAAGCACAGCAAUGAGAAGAAGAUGUACCGCUGCACGGCCUGCAACUGGGACUUCCGCAAGGAGGCUGACCUGCAGGUGCACGUCAAACACAGCCACCUGGGCAACCCAGCCAAGGCUCACAAGUGCAUCUUCUGUGGGGAGACCUUCAGCACCGAGGUGGAGCUGCAGUGCCACAUCACCACACACAGCAAGAAGUAUAACUGCAAGUUCUGCAGCAAGGCCUUCCACGCCAUCAUCCUGCUGGAGAAGCACCUGCGGGAGAAGCACUGUGUGUUUGAUGCUGCAACUGAGAAUGGCACGGCCAACGGGGUGCCCCCCACGGCCACCAAGAAAGCUGAGCCUGCUGACCUGCAGGGUAUGCUGCUUAAGAACCCUGAGGCGCCUAACAGCCACGAGGCCAGCGAGGAUGACGUGGACGCGUCGGAGCCCAUGUACGGCUGCGACAUCUGUGGGGCGGCCUACACCAUGGAGGUGCUGCUGCAGAACCACCGGCUGCGGGACCACAACAUCCGGCCAGGCGAGGAUGAUGGCUCACGCAAGAAGGCUGAGUUUAUCAAGGGCAGCCACAAAUGCAAUGUUUGCUCACGGACUUUCUUCUCGGAGAACGGGCUACGGGAGCACCUGCAGACGCACCGGGGCCCUGCCAAGCACUACAUGUGUCCCAUCUGUGGUGAGCGUUUCCCUUCGCUGCUGACGCUCACUGAGCACAAGGUGACCCACAGCAAGAGCCUGGACACGGGCACCUGUCGCAUCUGCAAGAUGCCCCUGCAGAGCGAGGAGGAGUUUAUCGAGCACUGCCAGAUGCACCCUGACCUGCGCAACUCGCUCACGGGCUUCCGCUGUGUGGUCUGCAUGCAGACGGUCACCUCCACGCUCGAGCUCAAGAUCCACGGCACCUUCCAUAUGCAGAAGCUGGCAGGCAGCUCGACGGCAUCCUCCCCGAAUGGCCAGGGACUGCAGAAGCUCUACAAGUGCGCCCUGUGCCUCAAGGAGUUCCGCAGCAAGCAGGACCUGGUGAAGCUCGACGUCAAUGGGCUGCCCUAUGGCCUCUGCGCCGGCUGCAUGGCCCGCAGCGCCAAUGGACAGGUUGGUGGCCUGGUCCCGCCCGAGCCCGCCGACCGGCCCUGUGCCGGCCUCCGCUGCCCCGAGUGCAGUGUCAAGUUCGAGAGUGCCGAAGACCUGGAGAGCCACAUGCAGGUGGACCACCGUGACCUCACACCGGAGACCAGUGGGCCCCGCAAAGCCACCCAGACAUCGCCAGUGCCCCGGAAAAAGACAUACCAGUGCAUCAAGUGCCAGAUGACCUUCGAGAACGAGAGAGAGAUCCAAAUCCAUGUUGCCAACCACAUGAUUGAGGAAGGCAUCAACCACGAGUGUAAGCUGUGCAACCAGAUGUUCGACUCCCCAGCCAAGCUUCUCUGUCACCUCAUUGAGCACAGCUUCGAGGGCAUGGGCGGCACCUUCAAAUGCCCUGUGUGUUUCACAGUCUUUGUCCAGGCCAACAAGUUGCAGCAGCACAUCUUUGCCGUGCACGGGCAAGAGGACAAGAUCUACGACUGCUCGCAGUGCCCUCAGAAGUUCUUCUUCCAGACUGAGCUGCAGAACCACACGAUGAGCCAGCACGCACAGUGAGGGAUCGCUCAACAGGACACCUCUCCGCAGAAGGCUUGCCGGAGACGCCGUGGGGAGGGCCAUUUGAACAUUACAUCCAAUCAAAGUGUCAUUUGCAACCCAGAUGUAAAACUCUAAUGAUUUGGCCAUGAGGCGCUGCUAUUAUAAGCAGCUGGAAAUGAAUAUUAAUGGCAGAGAUUAAAAGUAUUCCAUGCUCAGUAUUUUUUAUUGUCCUGCUACAGCUAGUGUGCUUUUAGAGUUUCCGCCGCAGACUACAUUUCUAGAGUUAGAGAAACCCGCUUUUUAAGGCUAUUGUCCUUUGUUCCUUCAUGUAUUAUAUUGAUAGUUUUUAAAAAAGAAUUAGUGUGAUUUUUUUUCUUUGCUUCUUUUUUUUUCUUUCUUGUUUUUCUUUCUCCCCCUUCGGUUAACUACUUUUUAAUUGCAAUUCUAGGUAAUUGUGCAUCGUGAUGUGAUUGCUUGGCUAUUGUCUGAAUAUUUCCUUUUAAUUUUUUAAUUAAAGACUAAUGCUUUGAUUGGAUUUGCCAGUUCACCGGACAGUGAUUAAAACUAUGUAAUGAAUAUAAUCGGUUUCAGUGCAACUGGAUGGUCUGCUUUUAAAUGUGACUUAAUCUGACUGCAGUAACUAGUACAGUUCAAUAAAGGGAAUCCAUGCGAUUAGCAUCCGGCUGCCUGGUUCUCUCCUCCCCAGCCUAGGGCCGCGUGGGGGGCUGUCAGUUCCUGUGAGGUGUGUUCCCCUACAAGUUCCUGUGAGCUUGCAUAUGCUCUUGGGGACCUGCACACAAUAGACCCUGCUUCCCCUGGAAAAGAAUCAUAGUAACCUAAUGCACGCAGACUGGACAGGCUGGCAGUGGCCAUAGAAGUCAAAGCAGAAGACCCCUUAAUGAUGGAAUACCCUAAUCUUCCCACUCAUGGAUCAGAAAACAGAGGCCCAGGGGUAACGUGCAGGUUUCCCAAGGCCACGCAGCAGGUUGGUCACCAUGCUCAUCGCGAUGUCUUCUUGGUUUUCCCUUCAGGGUUGGCUUUCCCCUGUGUUGGAUACUGGCAGGCAAGUGGUUAGCCCUUCCCUUGCCAGGACUCCAGGUGGCACUUGGAUUCUGAGGAGAUGUAUGACUGGGGACUGCAGAGCAGAGCCACGUAGGAGCCGCAGGUUCCCAGUCAUAGAGAUCAGUGAGAUGUGAGAGCAGAGACUAGUGGCCGCGGCCAGGUCUGGAGUGAGGCAGGUAGGGGCCUGGGGUACGUUAUUUCAGGGGGCACUCGCUGUCACAGCCCCCUUACACCUGCAAGUGCUGGGAAUGAGUGUCCUCUUGUAUUUUGCACUCUAGAUACCUUCCUUAUUUCACCUACUCCUGGCCCUGCUGGCAUCCCAGGGCCCACCCAGCAGCCUUGGUCUCCAGGCCUCCUCCAUUUUACUUCUCACACCUCCGUCAUGCUGGUGCUCAGCUGACUUGCCAAUCAGAGGCCGGAACUUGCACAGGGAAACCCUUCCUUGCUAACUUUUCACAAGGGGCAUGGAAAUUGGUUAUUACCCUCUGCAGAGCGGAAAUGAAACAGGCAGACAGAUUGCACCUAAUUAUAAUGUAAUACUAAGUCACUGGCGUGGAAUUUGGAGCAAUUAUACCGAUCAUCUUCUAGAAGACUCCCAUAUCAAGGGGCUUCCAGUGACCUAUAAGAGUUCCCCUUUCUUUCUGUCACCUCAUGUAAUGUUCUCACACGGGCGGGGCUUUCAGUUUUUCAAAAGGCAUCUUACACAUGUGAAUCAUAGAGCAGACCCUGCCAGUAGUGGGCUGUUGCCUUCUGGAAACUGAAGGCUGUGAAUGCCAAUUUUCAGCCUCUGGAGACUUGGCAGUUUUGGGGUUAGACCCCAGGGUAGACACCAGUGUUCCCCUAAGUGUGCCCACCCAUGGACUGGGGCUUGGGGCCUGGGGCUCGGGCUAUGUCUGAGUGAGGCUGUCACACGUCCACAGCCAGGCCUGCCUUUUGGGCAGUGCUGGGACUGUCGAUGGGACCAGUGUGUCCCGGGGCCUGUCACAUCUCCGACUCAGGGCCCUCUCCAGCUCUGGAUUUAUCCCAAACCCCAUGGAGCCCAGGUGAGCCCUCAGUAAGUACCAAUAGAAGAUUUGAUUUGACGGUUGGUGGCGUAGGGCUAAAUUAGUCACUGCCCCCAUUAAAAAUACAGCGGGGGGUUUAAGAGCUUUUCACGCCAUGUGGGAAUCAGCAGCGAAGCCGGCUGAUGCCUUGGGUAAGGAGAGAGGCGGCCUAGGGGACUGCGAGGUAAUGAGGUUUAUGGCGGUGACAAGGCAGCCAGGGAACCCCACCGACUCCCCCCUCACCCCGGCCCUAUUGUUCUCCAGCUGGCUCUGUCCCCGCUGCUACGGCCGAGAGCCCCUCGUGACUUCGUGUGGGAAGGGGGCUGGCAGUGGGGACACUGAGGCCCUUCCUGGGACUGGCAUUCUUUACCAUCAGGCAGUAUUAGGGUGAGGGAGUACCUGUGCCUCAGAGAACCCACUACCCCUUUCCAGAGGAAUGGUCUGGAGCUGGGAUGAGACACUUGGCUUUCAACUGUGAGGGGCCUUGGAGGGUCUCUGGGAGGCUUGUAUGAAAUAAUGCCCGAAAAAGGGCUGCACACAGAGACCUGCAGGCAGCAUGGUCGUCAAUGAUGGCGCCAGGCAUCCUGCAGGAGGGCACCUUUUCAGCCAGGAGGGCGCAAUGGAAUCAGCCUCUCGUGGAUUUGGCUUUGGGGAGUGGGCGAGGUGACUGAAAGCCUAAGAUUCGUUGCUGCUAUAUUUAGAUGUACAAAUUGUCAGUUCUAGCGGCUCUCUGGGUGGAGGAAUUUUGCCCAGGCUGGGAAAUGGACCAGGACCCUCGGGCCACAGGCCCCUGUCGUGGAGCACCUGUCCAGAGUGCCCAGAAGCAGGCAGGUAAGGGUUUCAGUCUCAGUGGAGAAACUGUCAUGGGAGGAAUCUUCUCGAGUUCCCCAUCCUUAAAGAAUUCUCCUUUUAAUCUCACAGUUGCAUAAUAUUGAACUUUUCACCUGUUUUUCUUCCCUCCUAAGGUAUGUGUUCCUAGGAAUGGGACCUGUACCUACAAAUAUUCAGUAAAUAGGACCAAAACUCAAAUCCAUGCCUUCUUCCACUCAUCCAUUCAGCAGAUAUUUACUGAGCUGCCCCCAUGUGCCAGGCACUGUACAGGGCACUGGGGAUAAGGAGAUGACCAGCAGAUGUGGCCCCUGGUCUCAUGGAGGCCACAGUGGCACAGCCAAGCAUGCCAGUAAAUGCAUAGCGAUACCUUGUCAUGAGUGCCGUGAUGGCAAAGCCAGAAACUGCCAGGGAUUAAUGGAGGGACCCAUGUAUGAGACACAGGCGUGCAUUAAGGAAGGCCUUGCUGAGGCAGGGGCUUGAGACCUGAAGAAAGAAGGGAGGUGGGCAGUCCAAGAGCAGUGGGAAGAGAGCACUGCAAAUGCAGAAGCCAUGAGCUGGAAACAAGCCAGAAGUACCCUGAGAGAUCUGUAUUCCUAUGGAGUUUCAAUUCUAGAUGACCUAAAACAAUCCCAGAGAAGUUCAGAAUCUUGUCCAAGAUCAUACCAUUCAGGAUAGACUUGCGACUAUAACUUGGGUGCCUCGCCUUCCAGCCUGGGGUGUCUGACUCCAUUGUUAAUUUUAUUAUAAUAAUCAUGAUGAUGACAAUCAAUAAAGUGGUGUUGUACUGUA
This is a messenger RNA of Rhinopithecus roxellana (golden snub-nosed monkey), 7714 nucleotides long. It is a transcript of the gene ZNF423, whose product is annotated as zinc finger protein 423. Gene Ontology annotation, biological process: regulation of transcription by RNA polymerase II. The transcript has 8 exons. The record is from RefSeq and is a predicted model, not a curated record. Gene Ontology annotation, molecular function: RNA polymerase II transcription regulatory region sequence-specific DNA binding; DNA-binding transcription factor activity, RNA polymerase II-specific; chromatin insulator sequence binding. NCBI's taxonomy places the organism in Eukaryota, Metazoa, Chordata, Mammalia, Primates, Cercopithecidae. Gene Ontology annotation, cellular component: chromosome; nucleus. The coding region runs from base 333 to 4007 and encodes 1224 amino acids.